This is a messenger RNA of Adineta ricciae, 1938 nucleotides long. The record is from the annotation of a GenBank genome assembly. NCBI's taxonomy places the organism in Eukaryota, Metazoa, Rotifera, Eurotatoria, Adinetida, Adinetidae.
AUGUCUGUCUAUUGUAACAAUUGCUUUUGUUGCGGUCGCCAUUUGGUGCCCAGAUAUAAACGAUUGGUCAAUAAUAUCUUCUCGCAAAAUCCACAACAUAGUCCCGAUAGGAACAAUUUAGAGCGAUUACGGUUUUAUGCUGUACACAAACCGGAGAAAUUGGAUAAGUCAUUUCGAUACAUGUCGGAAAAGAUUACACGUUAUUUACGACACCGAAAUCGACCAUAUGUAAUUCUUGGGAUAACUGCGAUGACUGACACGAUGAAAUCUUGUUACCAACAGUUGAAUACGUUUAUUGAUUGGUAUUUGGUGACACUUCAUUCAGUAUUAGAAGAGAGAAAUGAUUUAGAAUUAACUGAACACGUCAUUGUUUCGUUCGAAGCAUUCUGCGAGAUUCGCAUCGAAGCGCCGAAUUAUCAACGAGACUAUGAAUUUUUCGUUGAUCGUUUCACGCAACUCUGUCAUGAUAACUCUCCACAGGAUAAAAUCAAAUUUCGAUAUCUCGGUCUCCGUGGCCAUCAGGCAUUGAUACGAAAGACGGCUAGUGAUGAUCUGCACAAUAAUAUUUGGGAGCACAUGAAUCAAAUUGUUCCUUCAAUUCUAUUCAAUAUGGGACAACGCGAUCUUCAUCAAUCACAAGACUCAGCCAAUCAUACGACAACAGUUUCAGUUGAUCACGCUAUUAUCGCCACUGAUAAAAUCACUAAAGAUGAUCUUUCUUCCCUGGCUGAUACAAUACUACGAGAUUUAUUUAGCCGAACGCAUAUGAAUAACAUAUCUGCAUGUUUUCAUCCCAUCCUCACUUAUCUAGAUGACCACAAUCAAUGGACGCCAGUUGAUUUUCCACUCUAUAUUUUUUCUGCGAUAAUGGUCUCCAUUAAGAACCAUAAUAGCUAUAUAAUUGUUGAUUUAUUGCUAAAUCAUUUGGAAAAGAAGGAAGCUGAACAUGUUAGAACUCCGAUUAUGAAUGUAAUUCAUCAAUGUUUAGUUUUCGCCGCAACGAACAAUGAAGCUCGUUCAACAAUAUUUACUGGAGUAUCACGUUUACUAAGAUGUCUAGAGAAAUCAUUUUACGCUGCAAGCAAAUUGUCCGAAGCAUCAGUAGAUCUUCAACACGAAGAAAAAUUCCAAAACGCAAUCAUCGACGGCAUUCGAGACUUUACAGAAAAAUUACCUGACUUUCAAAUGGUUGAAAUCAUGCAUAACAUUUUGAUUUCAUUAGUGUCGUUGAAUUAUAAAUAUAAAGAGCAAACCAAACGCGUCCGAGAUGCGAAUAUUCGAUUUCAAUUGUUACUUCUCCAAACAAUACAAAAAAUUGUCGUAACUUAUCGAUCGAUACAACAUGAUGAAACAACAUUUCCUCAUCAAUUAUUCGAUCCGUUACUGAAACUAAUGCACACUCCAAUGGCAGAAGUUCGCUGGAUUGUCCUGCAAAUCUUCGUUUUGUUUAUCGAUAAACGACACUAUGCUCAUAAAUUUCGUAAAAUCAGAAUAUCAAAAGAUAUUGCUCAAUUAAAUUUACCACCGAUGACAAAACCGACUCAACUCAUUGAUAUUUCAUUCAUGAAAAAAUACGGUUCGCAAUUUCUCUCUCAACUUUACGACUGUCUACUAAUGGACAAUAACACCAAAGAAAUUUUCUAUACAAUCUACUGUCUGAUGAGUUUAAUUAUCUUUGAAGAUGAUGACAAAGACAUUCUGGUUGAUAUGAUCCAUUUCUGUAUAGAAAUUCAAAAGCAAAUUCUGUUAACUUCCGAAGAAGAAUCCAAACAACUCUUGACAACAACUUGUUAUUGUAUUCACGCGUUAAUUGCUGCUUUCCUUAACACCCUAUCCAAAUUAUACAAAGUUACCACCUUCUCACACUAUGUUGAUGACUUCAAUCUCUUCGAAUUAACAUUCACCAUCGUUCAACUUAUCCGACUCUAUUUUAGGUGA